AUGCCUCCCUUGGCUCCUCCUUUCAAAAAGGUUCUCAUCGCCAACCGUGGUGAGAUAGCCUGUCGUAUCGAAAGAGCUUGCCAUGCCCUUGGAUGCCAAUGUGUGGCGGUAUACGUCCAAGGAGAGGAGAUGGCUCCUCAUAUAAAGGCAUGUGAUAAUUCGUUGUUGAUUGGUUCGGGUGUUCGUGCUUACCUUGAUGUAUCUACUAUAGUCAAGGCAGCUGUUGAUAGUGGAUGUGAUGCUCUUCAUCCGGGUUACGGCUUCCUCUCGGAAUCAUGGGAGUUAGCAGAGGCCUGUGGGAAGGCUGGUGUCAAAUUCAUUGGCCCGUCCCCUUCGGUCUUACGGGCUUUCGGUGAUAAGACGGCUGCGAGGAAUAUGGCAAUUCGAUCUGAGGUGCCGGUUUCAAAAGGUAGUACUGGCAUUGUAAAGGAUGUGAGCACAUGCGAGUCGGAAGUUUCCCGACUUGGAUUGAGGUACCCAGUAGUUGUAAAGGCAGUUGGAGGAGGUGGUGGUAGAGGCAUGAGAGUGGUAUCAUCAUCAUCUGGUCUGAAGGCAGCAUUCGAAAGAUGUACUGCUGAGGCUUUGGCCUCUUUCGGUAACGGCGAUGUAUUUGUGGAAGAAUGGUGGGCCAAUAGUAAACAUAUAGAGGUGCAAGUUCUUGGUGACACCACUGGCCACGUGUCACACGCCUACACUAGAGAUUGUAGUGUGCAGCUUCGGAAUCAAAAGGUUGUCGAAAUAGCCCCACCUCAAGUGAUCAGUUUCUCCAUCAUCCUUUUUCUUUGUACUGCAGCCUGUGGUCUUGCUAAGGUGUCAGGCUAUGUAACUGUGGGAACUGUCGAGUUCCUCAUGGCUAAGGGGGGCAAAGACUUCAUCUUCCUAGAGGUGAACCCUCGUAUACAAGUUGAGCACACUGUGACUGAAGAGGCGUUCGGCAUUGAUCUGGUCCAGACUCAGAUGAAAUUAGCUGCUGGUGAACCACUGAAAGCUGUGUUCCCUCCAAGCCCACCAUCACCGAUAGCAUGUGCUAUACAAGCUAGAGUUGUAUGGACACCAGCUCCUGGAGGGAAGUCAAUGAUAGAUAAGUACCGAUGGGCAAUCAGCUCACAGUGGCUGAUUGGAUUUAUGAAGUGA
This is a messenger RNA of Perkinsus marinus ATCC 50983, 1134 nucleotides long. RefSeq lists its product as hypothetical. The record is from RefSeq and is a predicted model, not a curated record. Gene Ontology annotation, molecular function: metal ion binding; ATP binding. Lineage: Eukaryota; Perkinsozoa; Perkinsida; Perkinsidae. Bases 1 to 1134 code for a protein of 377 amino acids. The transcript has 10 exons.